This is a messenger RNA of Acanthaster planci (crown-of-thorns starfish), 2486 nucleotides long. RefSeq lists its product as uncharacterized. Gene Ontology annotation, molecular function: protein binding. The record is from RefSeq and is a predicted model, not a curated record. Lineage: Eukaryota; Metazoa; Echinodermata; Asteroidea; Valvatida; Acanthasteridae.
CCAAUCAAAGUCCAAUGGUCAACAGGGUCCGGAGGGAGUGUGACUGAUGCUCUCACUCGCACCUGUCACUGAUGAACGCUUAUUGUACUGUGCAGCUUGAGUCGCAACAAUGCGAGGAGCCUCUUUACGCGUAACCUCGGCCCAGCGUGAAGCAUGGCCCGAGCAAAGACACCAAGCAGCGAGCGGUACGGAGAGGGUCGAGUCAGCCUUCGUCACAUCACGGGGGAAACCAUGAAUAACGCGGCGACCGGCUCUCCUCUUGUCAUAAACCCGUUGCAGCGAUCCUAUCAGCCCAGUUCCGCCGAGGAUAUGACGCGACCCGGAUGGCUGGAUGCGGACAGUCGGCAGCGAUGGUGACUAGGAUGCACUCCACCGCGCUCCCCGAGAACCUGAUCAACAUCUCCCGGGAGUUCAUCAACCGGUGCUUGGUACUCUUACUUCUUGGCACGGUGCUACUACCCGGUGCGUCGGCCUACAAUACCACUUUCGUGCAGCAAGACAUACACGGUGACUGUUGGCAGUACGUGAACCACAGGGGUGGUAAGAUCUUCUCGCACGCCGGCCACGGACGAUACGCCGACAACACCGACUGCAAGGUGACCGUAACCACCACUCCGGGCAGACGGAUUCACGCCGUGUUCGAGAGCUUCGACUUGACUGAGUCGGUCAACUGCUACCAGGAUGAGGUGAUCGUGUACGACGGGCGUUACUACUCUAGUCUGAUGCUGAGCGGCGCCCCCUACGGCCUGUGCGGCACGGAUCUGCCUCCCCGUUACCGCGAACUGGACACCACGGGCAACGAGCUGACCGUUCGCUUCAUCACGGACAACGUGCUGUCCAGCAACAAGGGAUUCUCCGUGGUCUACACCACCUUUGUACCCGAGGAGACCAGAACAGAGAAAGACAACUGUUUCGACUGUGAGGGCGGUUCUAUGUGCAUUGACAGCAGCCUGACGUGUGACUCGCUGUGGAACUGUGCCGACGGCAGCGACGAGAGUUUUCAGCUCUGCUCAGUGGAACCAACGGAAAGUCCAACUGCCUCCAACGGCUGGCUGGGUUGGAUGGGCACCUUACUGGCCAUCACCGUGGCAGUGGUCAUUGUCGUCUUCCUCGCCGUCUCCCUCGUCGCGUGCUACUGCUGCAACCGGAAAGGCCGCGGCAUGCCGGUGGGACGAGGCCAGGCAGACGGCGCGGGGCCGGGGGGACACGGCGUCACGCCCUCGGUGCCGUCCAGCAGCAGCAACUCCUCGUCCAGCAACGGCAGCGCCAACUCCAGCCCGCAUUACGACGAGAUGGGCCCGCGGGGCUCGCCCCUGGCUCCAGGCGGUCAUCAGCCGGCGUACCCGGCAGAGCCCGCGGGGAGCCAAGUGUUUUACGGCUACCCACCGCCGAACGGUAGGGACUUGAGCGGGACGUACAAGCUCCAUGGCGGUUACUACCCGAUGAGAAAAGACGGCGGCCCGUGCUACCCUGGAGAAAGGGGGCACGUUGAUCCCAAGUACGCGUACGGCAGCGUAUUAAAUGGUCACAGCAUCGUUGGUAUGCCAGCAGAUUGACAAAGCCAGAGCUCUACGUACACUUGUACAUCUGCCAAGCUAAACCACGAAGACGGAACUGUAUAAUACUGCCACGUUAUUAGGUCCAAGGACGCUCUUGGUAAUGUUUUCCAGAGACACAGGGUUCCUAGCUAUGCCGCAUUGCUACCCUGUCAAAUCCAAGUGUAAAUUAUAUGUAGAAAAAUAUAUAUACAAAUUGAAAGAACUUUCUGAAAGUUCUAUGUAGUUAUGAGGGGAACUGACGGUCAUCAUUAAAAUGAUGGAAUUUAUUAUGCACCGUCAUAAGACCCGGUAAUAUUCUCGACAUACAUUACCGAUGCUUCAGUGGAAAACUUCUUCCAUCUUGAAAAAAUAGAUGUAAGGUCAACCUAACUGCCCCAAAUUGCCGGAAUCUGUAACCAGUCCACAAGCUGUUUCCUCCUUGGUUCUGAUUGAGAGUGAUUAUACAACUUUUCCUGAAGUCCUUUAUACCACCGGCUUUCUGGAAACAAACUUUUCUGGAAACUUUAAAAUCGGGUACGAUUUAGUGUCUUGUCAGGGGCCAACUGUUCUGCUAUGGUUGGUAGAUUUAAUGUACCAACCACAGCUGAACAGACCCGCAUUUCCGGGGCGGACCAAUAAUCCACGUUCCGUUUCAAAAGACCAUGACUUAGCGAAAAGAAAUUUUAAAUGAAGCCAAGCAUGAGAGACAAUCCAAUACAACUACAUACAGACCGAAUAUUGCUGAAGCACGUCCUGAUAUUCAUUUUUGGACGUCAUUACUUUGGCGAUGAGUAAGGAAUCAAAGCCAACGGUUCUAAUUCUACGGAGUUUCAUAUAUUUUGAUGUACGUGUAUAUAUUGUGUGGAUAGAAACACAUUUUAAUACUGGCGAUUCACAAGAGGGCGCCUCAAGAGCUUGCAACGCAUUGGCCAGUCACAAUGCGCGAAA